GUGGGGUUCCGCCUGCAGGGCCGCCAGCACAAUAUAACUUGGCGAGCUCCGCAGCAGACAACACUUGCCUGGACGCCUCCACACGCUCGACAGCCGCGGAGAUGGGCCCAAGCACGUUCAUCCUUGGAGUUCUGAUGCUAAAGGCAGUCUCUGUGGCAUCAAAACCGCAGAUAAAGCCCGAGGAAGUUGUCAUUCUUGAACAAGAGAACAACUUCAAUGGCGUCGACCCCUGGCGCUGGAGCUACAAGACGAGCGACGGUCAGUCCCACGAAGAGUCUGGAGCACUGACGCCAGACGGGGAGUCGGUGGCGCUACAGGGCGGCUACACGUGGACGUCUCCAGAGGGCAUCACCUUCACUGUCACGUACACGGACGACGACGACCGCGGCUUCGUCCCCACUGUUACCCAGCAGGGAGCAGGUGGCGUGCCCAAGCCUCUGGAGCCGCAGUUCGGCGGCAGUCGCGUGCAGCCGCAGGCACGGCCAGGCGGUUUCUCCAGGCCGGCGGGCGCAGGUGCCGGCGGAAGCCCAAGGCGGCCGGGAGCAGGAAAAUAGGGGAUACCCGGCUACUCCGGCAGCGGGGCGACGAGGUUUACAGGCUGAAAGCAACGUGGCGCUCCGUGUAACAAAAGCACUAACAAGGAGACCACACGGCACGCGGACUUCUUUUAAUUUUUCUUAAAUUUAUGGUACGUGAAGUUCAAGACACAAAUAUCAACCAAGCUGAGCAGAGCACAGCAGCUCUCGGAAAUUCCCGAGAAAACAGACGUCGUAGAUUUCCGACUAUCUUUAAUACUCUACUCUUAUUUACUUUACCAGACCAGGACAUGAACAAUGCUGAUGGUGCAUUAAUAACUUCAGAAAUUAAUUACAGGCAACUUAUCCAUGUGAGAGAAAAUUCAGUACAGUAGAAGCAGAAAGUAAUAACAAUAAAAAUACUAAGAUUUAUAUGUAGCACAAAAAUUUAUGAAGAACAGACAGGAACAUAAGGAAAAAAAAACGAACAAGCAGCAGGAUACUUUUCUUCGUAUUCUGUCGAGAGCCCAUGGUUUUGACUGCAGCUUUGUUUGCUGCAACAAGAUCACCAGUAGUAGAGGUAUCUUGCAAUUUCCUACUGAUUGGCAGCUGUUAUUGGUGCUACAGGUCUCCAUACGGGCAAAUUCUAGCACGACUGCUGAAGCCCCGUUUCCGGAGGUUGACUUUGAACCGAGACCUCUAACUCCUUAGCUUGUUCACCGCCUUCCAUGUCCCGUAAGGAAAUGCGAAAACUGGAACAGCAGGGAGUCGAAACGUUUGAGAUGUAGUGCUAAAGAAGAUCGGUGAAAAUCAUGUGGACCGACAAGAUAAGUAACGAGGAGUUUCUCGGCAGAAUCGGUGAAGGAAGGAACAUACGAAAACACUGAUAAGAAGAAGGUACAGGAUAAAAGGACAUGUGUUAACCCAUCACGGAAUAACCUCCCUGACAGUACAGGGAACUCUAGAGGAUAAACGCUGUUGGAAAAGGCAGAGAUUUGAAUACAUCAACAAAUAAUUGAAGACGUAGGGUACACGUGUUACUCUGAAGCUUACAAUACAUGAAGACGGAAAAAUGUCUCUUUUUGGUUAUUCUUUUCCCGUUUCUUCACUCUUCGAUUCGAAUAUGUACGUUAUUUAAAUUUAAAACUCGUCAAAGAUAAUCUAAUUAACACAUAUCUAAUUGUGACUUUUAUGAAAUAUACACGUCUUCUAAUUUAUAAUUACAUAUCGAACAUAAAAAUCCAGUUCACAUUGCAAAUGCAAAUACUUGAUUACGGAACACUUACAAAAGAUUAUUAAGAAAGAUUUUCUCCAUCUUUACGUAUUUUACGCCUUAUCGAAAUGUUCGUGAAACAUGCACCUUCGUUCAAAACUUAGUUCCCUAUAAAUCAAGCCCAUCUUCCCCCUCCCCCUCCGCCAAGUGGCAGAAAGCACUUUAUUACAGAGCCUCGCUGGUUGUCGAAUAAACUGGACUAUUAGGGAUGGUCUUAAAUCUUAACAGUCGAUUUUUUAGAGAAUUUUUGAGAGUUCCGUCGAGUUGCUUUGGUUUAUUGAUAUUUAAAUAGUGAACUUCACUAACCUUAAAUAUCAAACGUUCAAAAAUCCUAUUGCUCUGAGGUCUCCUUAAAAGUAAAUUACAACACAGUAACAUCUUAGGGGACUGGUCUGCUAAUUUGUCUUUGCGAACGACUGCUAAACCAAACUUCUAGCUUAUCAUUACGAAGCAACGUUAAACAAUUGCUCUGAUGUUGGUUACCUGAAUAUCAUUGUAUGUGUAAGCGAAUUAACAAAUACAAUAAUCUUUUAACAUA
Molecule: messenger RNA, 2326 nt
Organism: Schistocerca cancellata (South American locust)
Lineage: Eukaryota; Metazoa; Arthropoda; Insecta; Orthoptera; Acrididae
Product: flexible cuticle protein 12-like
Exons: 3
Coding region: 102-554 (150 amino acids)
Cellular component (GO): chitin-based extracellular matrix
Molecular function (GO): structural constituent of chitin-based larval cuticle
Source: RefSeq, a predicted model, not a curated record